AUGUUAUUAUGACAUCCGAACUAACAGUUAUAAAAAAUCAUAGCCAGGGAAAAAAACAUAAACAAAAUAUUAGAGAUACUAAAAAUACUAUUAAAGAAUCAUUUUUAUCAAAUGAAUCUACAUUAUUAGAUGAUAAUGUAAAAUCGGCUGAAAUUAAAUUGUGCGCAUUUUUAGUAGAGCAUAAUAUUGCUUUUAAUGCCACGGAACAUCUCGACAGUCUACUUAAAAGUAUUUUUCCCGAUUCACAAAUAUGUCAAAACAUUAAACUUAAGCGAACUAAAGCUACUGCUGUUGUUACUAAUGUUAUUUCACCAUUUACCAAAAAUAGUUUAGUAGAUACUUUAAAAAAUACAAAAUUCUCUGUGAUGAUAGAUGAGUCUACUGAUAUUUCCUGUUCGUCUACCAUGUGUAUAAUUGUGAGGUUUUACUGUCCUAGUCAAAAUGAAAUUGUUAGUCGUUUUUGGGACUUAGUUCAAUUACACGACAAAACCAACUCUGAAGAUAAAGGAGCAACUGCACAAAAUUUAUUUGAUACAUGUAUUAAAACAUUUACUCAACAUACCAUACCACUUAGAAAUAUAAUCGGAUUUGGUUCGGACAGUUGCAAUACUAUGUUUGGAGCUCAUAACUCCGUAUCACAAAAAAUUAAAUUAAAUUUUCCUGGUGUAUAUUUAAUGAAAUGUAUAUGUCAUAGUUUACAUCUUGCAUGUAGUGAAGCCUGCAAAAAGUUACCUACAAGAUGUGAAGACUUGGUUCGUCAAAUUUAUAACUUUUUCAGUCAUAGCUCAAAACGGCAAAGCCAAUUGUAUCAAUUUCAGUCAUUUCUUGACUUACAAGACCAUAAAAUAUUGCAUCCUUCAGCUACAAGAUGGUUAUCAUUAACAUCUGUAGUUAAUAGAAUCAUAGAACAAUGGGAUGCUCUUAGAUUAUUCUUUAAUGACAAAUGGUUGAGUGAAAAAUUAGCAUCAACUAGAAUUAUUUGUGAGCAACUAAAUGACCCAUUUACAAAAGCUUUUUAUCUAUUUAUGGAAUGGGUUUUGCCUAAAUUCACAUUACUAAAUAAAUAUUUUCAAUCUGAAAAAGUCAUAUUGGAUAAAUUACAUGAAAGAAUAAUGGCUGCUUAUAAAGAUUUGCUACUAUGUUUCAUGCAAAGCUCUUACAUUAUGCACACACCUCCAGAAGAAAUAAAUAUAACUGAUAGAAAAUAUUAUCUUCAAUCUAAGGAUAUAUAUUUAGGUAAGAAAUAUAAAAUUACACAUUAUACUUAAACUUAUUGAUCAUUUUUA
This is a messenger RNA of Myzus persicae (green peach aphid), 1286 nucleotides long. RefSeq lists its product as uncharacterized. Lineage: Eukaryota; Metazoa; Arthropoda; Insecta; Hemiptera; Aphididae. Bases 9 to 1268 code for a protein of 419 amino acids. The transcript has a single exon. The record is from RefSeq and is a predicted model, not a curated record.